AUUGUUUAUAUAAUAAUGAUUGACGUAUCCUUCCUUCCAUUCACGUCGUUUGACUCUGCAGGCACUGGAUGGCGAAAUAAUCAUAAUUAAUAUACAACAACAAAAAUCUCCUAUUCUUGCCUCUUCUUUUACAACGCUUAAUACAUAGAAGUUUGACGAAAGUCAAUAUCAGAUCAUCGAACCAACUAAGAGAUUGGACGACACCAAUAGAAGUUUACAAAAGUAUCCGAGGACUUGGUUGGAUACAUAGUACACGUACGACAGCGCCAAAAUGGCAGGUGCUACUUCAACCGAGACGAACGCUGUUGAUCGAACAGUUAAAGCACAAGAAAUACCUACACAAUCCCCUACACAUCAACCCUCACCAGAUUCCCGCGCAUCGACCGUCGCAACUCCAGAAGACAGCGAAAAGGAAGUCAUUGACUCCGAAAAUCAUACCUCAAAUCAAAAUAGCGUCGAUGUUACCACAACUCCCAAUGCUGCGGCUCCUCCUGGGCCCUCGCCCCAAGACCCAGAAGCUUCGCGCACGAAAUUGCAGACGACUAUUAUCAUGUUGUCACUUUGCGCAUCAGUUUUUCUCGCCGCUCUCGAUGUCUCGAUUAUUACCACGGCUCUCCCUACUAUUUCCGAACAUUUCCAUUCAAAUGCUGGAUAUACGUGGAUAGGUUCCGCCUAUCUAUUGGCGAAUGCGGCUUCUACACCUUCCUGGGGUAAAUUUUCAGAUAUAUGGGGACGGAAACCAAUUUUAUUAAUAGCGGCUGGAGUAUUCUUCAUUGGGAGUUUAUUGGCAGCAACGAGUGUUAGUAUUGGGAUGUUGAUUGUGGCGCGAGCAAUCCAGGGAAUUGGCGGUGGAGGAUUGAUUAUUUUGGUCAAUAUCUGCAUUAGCGAUUUGUUCAGCAUGAGGAAGAGGGGUGCAUACUUUGGAUUGAUUGGAAUGACUUGGGCUUUUGCUAGUGCGAUUGGGCCUCUUUUGGGAGGUGUAUUUACCGAGAAAGUCAGUUGGAGAUGGUGUUUUUAUAUCAAUUUACCGAUUACGGGAACAGUCGCGAUCGCACUUUUCUUUUACCUUCAUCUCGACAAUCCAAAAACACCCGUAUGGGAUGGACUAAAAGCCGUAGAUUGGUUCGGAAGUUUACUGAUUGUCGGUGGUACACUUAUGGUUCUCCUUGGCCUAGAAUUUGGAGGUGUCACAAAACCAUGGGACUCAGCUACGGUCAUCUGUCUGAUCGUCUUCGGAAUCGUUGUUGCCGGUCUUUUCGUGCUCAAUGAAUGGAAAUUCGCUCGAUAUCCAGUCAUGCCUCUUAGACUCUUCAAACAUGCAUCUAACGUUGCGGCUUUGGGCGUCUGUUUCUGCCAUGGAUUCGUCUUCAUCUCGGCUUCUUACUACCUCCCGCUCUAUUUUCAAGCUGUUCUUGGUGCAACCCCUCUACUUUCUGGUGUCUAUUUACUACCAUUCGCUCUCUCUUUGUCUUUGACAUCCGCGAUAACUGGUAUAUUCAUUAAGAAAACAGGUAAAUACCUCCCACCCAUUUAUUUCGGUCUCGCGGUUAUGACACUCGGAUUCGGUCUAUUCAUCAAUCUUCCUCGCAAGGCUACUUGGUCUAAAAUCAUCAUUUACCAAAUCGUCGCCGGUAUUGGUGUGGGACCUAACUUCCAAUCUCCACUCAUCGCUCUACAAACCCUGGUCAAGAAAGCAGACAUCGCCACCGCAACCGCCACAUUUGGAUUUACUAGAAAUCUAAGCACGAGUAUCAGUGUGGUAGUUGGAAGCGUAGUGUUCCAAAAUGAAAUGCAGAAAAAGAGUGCGGAGUUGAUUAAAGCUCUGGGAAGUGCCGUGGCAUCGGAAUUGAGCGGUGGAAGUGCGGGUGCCAGUGUGGACAUUGUUAAGGAUUUACCUGCUGCUGGAAGAGAAGUUGCGAGGGAUGCUUAUUGGGGAAGUUUGAGGAUUAUGUGGAUCAUAUACGUAGCAUUCGCAGCGCUGGGUUUGGCAAUUAGUUUUGCCAUCGGUCAACACGUGCUCAGUAAAGAACACGAGACCACGAAGGUGGGAUUGGCAGAACAGGAGAAAUUAAGACUCGAAGCUAAGCAGGCGAAGAAAACGAGAGAUGUAGAGGCUGGAGUGGCGGUUGUACAGGCAAAUGUAGAGGGAGAGAAAUCUCUUGCUUGAGAAAGACUACAGGACAGAGAUUCCUUUUUAUGAGAAAAGUCGUUUAUUGCAUGGCGUGCGUGGAUCUUGGUUUGCAUUCUAGAGUCGGAAUUUGCAUGUUAGACCAAGGGUUCGGAUGAUACCCAGACGAUGUUGAUUACGGAAGUAUGCGCUUUGGGACUGGUUGGAUAAUUGGGUGUUUAUGAUUGAUGGAAACGCAUUACAUACAUAUACCGUUAGAAUUUUGUACAUAAUUUAUACAUAGUCUCAAAUAUAGAGUCUUUCUCUUCGA
Botrytis byssoidea is the source of this 2438-nucleotide messenger RNA. RefSeq lists its product as uncharacterized. Bases 272 to 2167 code for a protein of 631 amino acids. The record is from RefSeq and is a predicted model, not a curated record. Lineage: Eukaryota; Fungi; Ascomycota; Leotiomycetes; Helotiales; Sclerotiniaceae. The transcript is spliced from 3 exons. Gene Ontology annotation, biological process: transmembrane transport. Gene Ontology annotation, molecular function: transmembrane transporter activity.